CCCUAAUCAGCCGGCCGCUGUUGAGAAAAGAUGUGGCGAUCGCUCUUUGGAAAUUUCUACCGGCGUCUCCUCUGUUCGUCUCGCAGCGUCGAAUUAGCAAAACGUUCCCUCCCAAUCUUUCCUCCUCCUUCGCUGGCUGCUUAUUCUGCGCGUAGUAGGCUGUUCUCGUGCGAAACGGCUCCGAGACUACCGAAGCUCGCGAUCAAGAGCGACGAUGUUGGCAGUGAAGAUUUGAAGAAACUGAUGGAGCGAUUCGUGGAAGGAGAUGUUUGUGUCAUUUAUCAGAUCUUU
Molecule: messenger RNA, 291 nt
Organism: Linum tenue
Lineage: Eukaryota; Viridiplantae; Streptophyta; Magnoliopsida; Malpighiales; Linaceae
Source: the annotation of a GenBank genome assembly